This is a messenger RNA of Paramecium octaurelia, 2380 nucleotides long. The record is from the annotation of a GenBank genome assembly. Lineage: Eukaryota; Ciliophora; Oligohymenophorea; Peniculida; Parameciidae.
AUGCUAUCAAAAUAAUAGAAACUACAUGAAAUACUAUCUUAAGACAUAUUGAAAAUGUAUGUUUAGAGUAAUAAUUAGUUCAACUACAAAAGCAUCUUAAAAAUUAAGUUAAUCUUUCGAUACAAAUGGAUUAAUAGGACAAUUAUUGAGUCCAAAUUAAAAAACAAAUUAAAGUAUGGGAUAAUAAAAAGUGAAUAAAACAAUAUAAUAUCAGCAAGAAUUACUAAAAUUAAUGACAAAUCAUAAGCAAUUAUAAUCUGGCAAUAAAAAUGCAAAUAUAUCAGAUUUGAUGAGGUAAUAAAAAGAAAGCAAAAGAAUUAAUUCUGGUACAAGUCAACCUUAAAAAUCAUAGUCAUCAAACAAAUUGAGUUUUUUUAAUACAGGAAUUACAAUAAUUGUGAAUCAUGAGAAUCAAUAAAUUAAAUUUAAUAUUGAAUCUUCAAAAACAACAGGAUAGUUAGAAGAAUAUUUGAAAUAAGAAGUAAAGUAACAUUCAAUACAUUAAUAUUCAUCUACAGUUUCUUAACCAGAUGAAAGAAAGUAACACGUGGAACUGGGAAUGAUUCCUCAGAUUUGGAGAUAGUUUCAUUUCAUACAGUAGAUAAAAAUCUGCCUAUUGAUUAUUAUUUGCAGUAACCUAAUAAAAGCUUAGAAAUAUUUAGUGGGUAAACAUUAAAUUUAUAACCAUUUUAUGGGACUCCUUAAUAAAGCAAAAUAACUGCUUAAAGAUUUAUUUUUGUAAAUUGUAUUGGAGUUGGUGGACUUUCAAGAGUUUAUAUGGUGAAAAAGAAAUCAAAUGGAAGAUAUAUGCUAUGAAACUAAUUGAUAAGGAAUUUAUUAUGUAACAUAAGAAAUAAGGUAUAAGUAGUUAAAAAUUUGUUAGGUAUUGUGUAAAAUGAAAGAGAUAUCAUGACUGUUGUUGAUCAUCCUUUUGUUAUUAAAUUAGAAUAUGUAUUUGAAUCAAAGAAUUUCAUUUUAUUUGCGUUAGAAUUUUGCAGCGGAGGGGAGUUGUUUUGGUAAUUAAAACAAGUUAAAAGAAUGGCAGAAGAUUAAGCAAGAUUUAUUUUACAGAGUUUUGUUUAGCAAUGCUUUAUCUGCAUUCAUUAUCAGUAGUUUAUAGAGAUAUCAAACCAGAGAAUAUAUUUUGAUAGAUUUAGAUGGCCAUAUCAGAAUAGCAGAUUUUGGAUUGUCAAAACCAAAUAUGACAGAAGAUGAUUAUGCAUACAGCUUUUGUGGUUCACCUGAAUAUAUGGCCCCAGAAAUGUUAUUGAAAGUGGGCCAUAAUGUUUAGGUGGAUCAUUAUUGUCUAAGAGCAUUGCUAUAUGAAUUAAUCACUGGAUUGCCUCCAUAUUAUUCUAGAGAUACUGAUGAAAUCUAUGAAUCUAUUCUUAAUGAAGAAUUAACAUUCCCUGAGAAAUUAAAUUUAUCAUCUAACAUAAAGAUACUUCUAAAUCUUACAUAGAAUCUAUUGCAAGGUUUAUUAUGCAAACAACCCUCCGAAAGAUUAGGAGCUAAUAAAGGAUUAUCAGAAUUACUUAUUCAUUCUUGGUUUAAGGAUGUUGAUCUUGUAGAAUUAUUAAAAAAAUAAGUUCUUUCCCCUUUUACACCAAAUCAUUUGAAAUUCAAUUAUGAUUAAAAUGAACUAAUGAAAGGAGAACUUGAAACAAGAGAAAAACUUUUAGGCAAGUCUGGAUUUCAUUAAGAUAUUAGGCUAUUUAAAGCCUUUUAUUUUGACUCCAAAGAACAGAUUUAAAUGAAAUAGGAAUAAGCCAAAAUAUUGAAAUAGCAUUUCAUGAUGGUAACUCAAUAAAAAUUGGCGCUUAAUACUAAGUUUAAACCACAAAAGACAAAGCGCUGAACCUAAAGAAAAUUAAUCAAAACCAUCAUCUCCAUCAAAUAAUAGUAAAAAAUAAUAAAAACUCCAUUCUGAGUAAUUCCAAUCUCUCUAAAAACGAAUUAAAUCUUAGUAUUAUUCAUAUUUAAUUCUAGGUAAUUCUCAAUUACUAAUGUCUAGUAAGUAAGCGCUGUUGCAAGUCCUGCUUAAUCAAAAGUUUAAGGUUUGAAUAGGAUUAUUUCUUACAAUAAUUUCUUUGCUGAUAGACAAAAUACUUUACCUAAUGAGUAAAAGAAGCUAGAUUAUAAUCAAUUAUAGCCAAAUGUCUCGACAGAAAAAAUGCUUUAUAAAGAGUAUCUUCUUUAAAAUAAAGAAAAAAAUGAAUACUAAAUUUACAUAUUAAUUUUAAUUUUCAAUAAUUGUUAUCACUGUUAGUCUCUAUCUAAAAGCAGAUUUGAAUCAUUUUUUAUUCAAAAUCGAUUCAAAUUUAAUAAAAUAUAUAAUAAUAUUAAAAUGGUUUCUUGGAAUAAUUGGAUACUAACAUGA